CCCUGUCUGUGUCUCCCCCGCGCGCCCCGCACCUCGCAUCCCCGCUUUGCUCCCAUCCCAUCCCGCGCCUCCUUGGCAGCCGCAGCGCAUGGAGAGCUCUGCCAAGAUGGAGAGCGGCGCGGGUCAGCAGCCGCAACCCCAGCCGCCCUUCCUGCCGCCCGCAGCCUGCUUCUUUGCCGCGGCGGUGGCUCAGGGCGCCCAGCAGCAGCAGCAGCCGCAGCCGCAGGCUCCGCAACUGAGCCCGGCGGCCGGCGGCCAGCCGUCGGGGGGCGGCCACAAGCCGGCGCCCAGGCCGGCGAAGCGCCCGCGCUCGUCCUCGCCCGAGCUGAUGCGCUGCAAGCGACGGCUCAACUUCAGCGGCUUCGGCUACAGCCUGCCGCCGCAGCAGCCGGCCGCCGUGGCGCGCCGCAACGAGCGCGAGCGCAACCGCGUCAAGCUGGUCAACCUGGGCUUCGCCACGCUGCGCGAGCACGUCCCCAACGGCGCGGCCAACAAGAAGAUGAGCAAGGUGGAGACGCUGCGCUCCGCCGUCGAGUACAUCCGCGCGCUUCAGCAGCUGCUGGACGAGCACGACGCCGUGAGCGCUGCCUUCCAGGCCGGCGUCCUGUCGCCCACCAUCUCCCCCAGCUACUCCCACGACAUGAACUCCAUGGCCGGCUCCCCGGUGUCGUCCUACUCGUCGGACGAGGGCUCCUACGACCCCCUGAGCCCCGAGGAGCAAGAGCUGCUGGACUUCACCAACUGGUUCUGAUGGGGGCUCUGCCUGGGCCAGGCCCUGGCGCAGAAUGGACUUGGCUAAGCAGGGCGACUGCACAACCUGCAUCUUUCGUGCUUACUCGUCAGUGAUGCUGGGAGAAAGAAAAAAAAAAGAGAGAGAAGAAAAAAAUAAAAUAAAAGCAGGCAACCAACCCCAAGGCCAACCAAGGGACGCAGGCCUGCGAAGCAAGGCUCUCACAAAGCAGGGAUGAGCUCAGAACUGUCUCGUUGCACUCCAGUCACUCACGGAGAUUGGAAGAGUGACCAGGACCAGAGUCCAUGUGCAAAACGCUGCGCAUGUGCAAAGGCAUGGAGCUCCUGGCGGAAGAGAGCAGAACUGCCCCAUAGAAACUCCCACCCACCACUAGCAGGCAGCGCUAGAAGAGCUGGUUCCCUGGGGUGUCUUCACCUCCCCGCCCACUUUUGAAAGUUGAGUUCUUAACUCUCCAGCCAAGGGUUGCCAUCUUUCCUCUCAGUAUUCCCCGUCCCAGUACGCAGUGGACCUCCUUCUGCAGCAAAACGAAACUCUGCUGUACUCAGUCCUUUGACACCCCAUCCUUGGGCCUCUUCCCCAAACCCCACUCCCUCACAACCAUCUUUUCUACCAUGUUCAUCAUAGGAUGCUUCCAAUCUUUUGUGAAUUUUUUUAUUAUAAGAAAAAUCUAUUUGUAUCUAUCCUAACCAGUUUGGGGAUAUAUUAAGAUAUUUUUGUACAUAAGAGAGAAAGAGAAAAAAAUUUAUAGAGUUUUGUACAAAUGGUUUAAAAAUGUGUAUAUCUUGAAACUUUAACAUGUAAUGCUAUUACCUCUGCCUAUGUUAGAUGUGUAGUUCACCUUACAACUGCCAUUUUCUCCUGUGUGGUUUUUGUCCAGAACUCUCCUCCCAGAGAAGGUCAAAAGGCCACCGGAUGUACUUAAAGCACCAACGUGUCUUACUUUAGAGGAACUUUGUUAAUGUAUUAAUGAUGUGAUGAAAUACUGUUCCAGAACAAAGUUUAUGCAGCUACUGUCCAAACGCAACGUGGCAGCCAGUGCUUUUGAAAAAAAGGUUGCCUUUUGGGAAAAUUUCUAUCACUGCCUUUUUUUUCCUUACUGUUUUAUUACAAACUUACAAAAAAAAAAUCCACCUGUAUAACCCUGUUUUAUACAAACUAGUUUCGUAAUAAAACGUUUUUUCUUUCUUUCUUCUUUUCUUUUUU
Pipistrellus kuhlii (Kuhl's pipistrelle) is the source of this 1954-nucleotide messenger RNA. RefSeq names its product achaete-scute family bHLH transcription factor 1 (gene ASCL1). Gene Ontology annotation, cellular component: RNA polymerase II transcription regulator complex. Gene Ontology annotation, biological process: regulation of neurogenesis; sensory organ development; neuron differentiation. The transcript has 2 exons. Bases 89 to 751 code for a protein of 220 amino acids. NCBI's taxonomy places the organism in Eukaryota, Metazoa, Chordata, Mammalia, Chiroptera, Vespertilionidae. The record is from RefSeq and is a predicted model, not a curated record. Gene Ontology annotation, molecular function: protein dimerization activity; RNA polymerase II transcription regulatory region sequence-specific DNA binding; DNA-binding transcription factor activity, RNA polymerase II-specific.